AGGAUGCUCUCAAGACAUGUCCGGUAUUUGACGCGUCAUCACCUGGCGUGCCGAAGAGCUUCACAUCAGCUGAGCCGGAGGGAUUACAGUAUUGCUUCUAUACCCCCACUCUCAACCUCGACGCGUCCCAUCGCGAAACCACGUGCAACACCAUUCGUUGGACAAGCAUGCUUCCCGGUGUCGCAAUGCCGUGGCGCAAAGAGGAAGUCUGCCGCAACAUUUGAUGACCUCCAUCAAGGACCUUUGGAGGCCGAGGCACUGCCACCCCAAGAUGACGCCGAACCGGAAUACCCUCCGCUGUUGCAGCAAGUGCGCAACAACAUGCUCAAAUUCAGUCACUGCGUGCUAGUCACACGCGUCGGUGGCUUCUAUGAGCUGUACUUCGAGCAUGCUGACGAAUUUGCGCCCUUGCUGAACAUCAAAAAGUCCAAGAGAAAGGCUUCGAAAGGUAGCAAGAAGCCAGCCGUCUCUAUGGCAGGCUUCCCCGCGUACCAACUGGACCGGUACUUGAAGAUUCUCGUCCAAGACCUCAACAAACAUGUCGCUAUUAGCGACGAGUAUCUUAAUGAUGCCCCGACAAAGGCGAAGGGAGAGCCACAGUAUACAAGGAGAGUGUCGCGCAUCGUUACACCAGGUACACUGAUUGAUGAACAUUUCAUGGAUCCAUGGGAGAACAACUAUCUCCUCAGUGUUUACGUCAACCCCGAAGUGCUCACGCAAGAAAAAGCUGUAAAGGAGAGUCCUGGUAGUUCGAGUGUCUCUUCUGUUCUCAACUUACCACGUACCGAGGUCGGCCUGGCUUGGAUUGAUCUGUCAAGUGGCGACUUUCUCACUCAAAGCACAGAUAUCGCGUCCUUGCCGUCAGCGGUAGCUCGUAUUAAACCACGAGAGAUAGUACUAGACAGCAUCUUCCAAGAGCGGGACCACUCGCGAAUCGUUUCCAUUAUGCAAGAAGACGGACAUGUCAUCACAUUCCAGGAACCUUCAGAAAAGCCGCUUACCAUCGAAGACUGGAUACCGAUGUUGGAAGACGUGGUGGAAGACUUUGACACAGCCAACUUCACCCCUGGUGAGGUCGCUGCGGGGGGCUCAUUAUUGCAUUACGUCAAGCACCAACUGCUCGGUUCGCGCACACGACUACGCGCGCCAGUACGACAUCAAGCCGAAGAGUACAUGAGUAUCGACAAGAACAGUCUGAGAGCGCUAGAAAUCCGAAACACGAUCCGCGAGGGCACUUACGAAGGAAGCUUGCUACAUGCACUCAAGAAGACGGUCACCAAAAGCGGUACCAGACUGCUUACGGAGCGCUUAUCGGCACCAUCCAUGUCGUUGUCAACUAUCAACAAUCGACUUGAUCUCGUAGAGGAGACCAUACAGUACCCGCAACUCCGCCAGGACAUCAUCUCGCUCUUGGAGCAAACUUUCGACUCUUUAAGAUUGGUGACAAAGUUCACAUAUGGCCGGGGUGACGCGGACGAUCUUAUGGAGCUAUCGAAAACCAUCCUUAUCACCUCCAGUAUAGUAGACGUCCUUCAGGAGCACGCGAAUUCGAGGAACUCCACUCCAAUCGAUACAACAUCAGCCACAGCGGAUACUCGAAGAAGACAGUGCGUUUCUAUGUUAGAGCGUCGAUUUGAUCUAGUGCAACCGCUUGAACUUGCUAACCGCAUUCAGCAUGCGAUCGAUGAAGACGGCCUCUCUGAGCAUCACCGUAUGGAAAAUGAAGAAGCCGAAGAGAUGUCAGACUUGGCUCAGGAUGUGAUCGGGCGAGAGGCUGGAGAAGAGGAUCUGAGGAGCUUGCCGAAGCGCGUUCAGCCGAAACUAACCAUGAUCACUGGGAGCUUCAAGAGUGCGACCGAUGGGCGGGAAGAUGUUCAUAUCAUGAAGCGCAAUGCUAGUGCGACACUUGAACGCCUCCAUAAGAGUUUGGACAAGAUGACGGAAGCAAAGGCCAAUAUGGAACGAGAGAUGCGUCAAAAGAUGAGUACAGAAAGCCUGGUGUUGAAGUGGACGCCGAACCUCGCGCACAUUGCUCAUGUCAAGGGCAAAGACGCAGCUCGCGCUACCGCCUUUUAUCCAAGAAGCUUGAGUAGUAGCAAGUCCACUCGCUCAUUCCAAAUUCCGGAAUGGACUCAACUGGGCGCGCAGAUGGACGAGACACGGUUCCGAAUUCGAUCGGAAGAACAACGUGUUCUCGGGGAGCUGCGCGAAGGUGUCGUUCAGAACCUUGUGAAACUCAGGCGUAACGCCGCCGUGCUCGAUGAAAUUGAUGUUGCAUGCGCGUUCGCUACCCUCGCGAUGGAGAAAGCUCUCAUACGACCCAUACUGAGUGCGGAACCAUCGCAUAACAUCGUUGGUGGUCGACAUCCCGUUGUCGAAGCCGGUCUCAGCGAACAGGGCCGCAGAUUCGCACCCAACGACUGUCAGCUCGGCGAGAAAGAGCGCAUUUGGCUCAUCACCGGUCCAAACAUGGCCGGUAAGAGUACCUACCUGCGCCAGAACGCGCUCAUAUCCAUCUUAGCGCAGACUGGGUCUUUCGUUCCAGCAGAGUAUGCGGAGAUAGGACUUGUCGACAAAAUCUUCAGUCGCGUCGGAUCAGCAGACAAUCUGUACCAAGAUCAAUCCACAUUCAUGGUCGAGAUGCUGGAAACGGCCCAGAUCCUCAAAGAAGCCACGUCACGCUCUUUCGUCAUCAUGGACGAAGUCGGACGCGGAACAACACCCGAGGACGGUAUCGCCGUAGGGUACGCCUGCCUUCACCACCUCUACCACGUCAACCAAUGUCGAACGCUUUUCGCAACGCACUUCCACGCGCUCACCGAUAUGACGAAGAACUUCGAGAAGUUGGGUUGCUACUGCAACGAUGUCCUUGAAGAGCCUGAUGGUAAGUUUUCAUACGUGCACCGGUUGAGGAAGGGUGUCAAUCGCGAGAGCCAUGCGCUGAAGGUCGCAAGAGUUGCUGGUCUUCCUGAGGAUGCCGUCGCGAUCGCAGCGAGGGUACUAAAAGAACUCAAGGGGCGGACGAGCGAUGCUGGGGUGGCUUCGGCGGCUGCCUAGCAACGAUAUUAGCUCAGGAUCACGACAAUCAAGGGAAAAGCCAAACAUCAUGGAGCCUAAAUUACCAAAAGGCUUCCAUAGUUCACUUGCUUUAUCCUAGUGUAGGCUGCAGACGCGUUCAGCUUUUUUUUUGUAUGAGCUGGGAUGUAGAUGAACCAUGACCGGGCGCUCGGGUCUCGUAUUGCACGAUACCAAUCAUCGCCAUUAGUGCUCAUUGAUCUAACUCAUUGAUAUAACGUCACUAAGCCACCAAACAUUUGACGACCUCCCUGAAAGCCGUGUUUGUUCCAUUCAGGUACGCAUACCAGGUAUUUUAGCGUGUGAUUCUGACACAUGUAUCUAUAUUGUGUCGCGAAGGACGAAUGUGACACCGUCGAUAGGAAUAGCAUCAGCUGGCAAGGACUUAUCAG
This is a messenger RNA of Alternaria rosae, 3467 nucleotides long. Its product is annotated as muts domain V-domain-containing protein. Gene Ontology annotation, cellular component: nucleus. Gene Ontology annotation, molecular function: mismatched DNA binding; ATP-dependent DNA damage sensor activity; ATP binding. NCBI's taxonomy places the organism in Eukaryota, Fungi, Ascomycota, Dothideomycetes, Pleosporales, Pleosporaceae. Gene Ontology annotation, biological process: mismatch repair. The transcript has 5 exons. The record is from RefSeq and is a predicted model, not a curated record. The coding region runs from base 4 to 3057 and encodes 1017 amino acids.